Messenger RNA from Poecilia latipinna (sailfin molly), 1849 nucleotides. RefSeq names its product forkhead box i1 (gene foxi1). Gene Ontology annotation, biological process: regulation of transcription by RNA polymerase II; anatomical structure morphogenesis; cell differentiation. Gene Ontology annotation, molecular function: DNA-binding transcription factor activity, RNA polymerase II-specific; RNA polymerase II cis-regulatory region sequence-specific DNA binding. Bases 36 to 1115 code for a protein of 359 amino acids. The record is from RefSeq and is a predicted model, not a curated record. The transcript is spliced from 2 exons. Lineage: Eukaryota; Metazoa; Chordata; Actinopteri; Cyprinodontiformes; Poeciliidae.
GGCACUUAUUGCAGGGACUCUGGUUUGGGUGGAUUAUGAACGGCUUUGGACACCAGCCUGCAUCCAACCACCAGACCAGUCCCAUUCAGCACCACAGCGCCCAGGAGCUCCUGGACAUGGCCGUCUACUGCGACAACUACGGCGUGUACCAGCAGAACCUUCACCACCACCCACAGAGGCCGCCGGCCCACUCCUCCAGCUACGGUCUGAGUGACUACACCUCCCCGUCCGCCAACCCCUACCUGUGGCUUAAUGGACCGGCCAUCAACUCCUCUCCGUACCUCCCCGGGAACAACAGCUCGUCCUACAUGCAGCCCGGGUACGGCUCGAACCAGAGACAGUUCCUCCCGCCUCCCACCGGGUUCGGUGGCGCCGACCUGGGCUGGCUGUCCAUCUCCAGCCAACAGGAGCUCUUCAAGAUGGUCAGGCCGCCUUACUCCUACUCUGCCCUGAUAGCCAUGGCCAUCCAGAGCGCACAGGACAAGAAGCUGACUCUGAGUCAGAUUUAUCAGUACGUGGCUGACAACUUUCCUUUUUAUAAGAAGAGCAAAGCCGGGUGGCAAAACUCCAUCCGGCACAACCUGUCUCUGAAUGACUGCUUCAAGAAGGUAGCGAGGGACGAGGACGACCCAGGAAAGGGAAACUACUGGACUCUGGACCCGAACUGUGAAAAGAUGUUCGACAACGGGAACUUCAGACGGAAGAGGAAAAAGAGAUCGGAUAUAAACGGCUCUCUCCCGGUCAAAUCAGAGGACGCUCCGCAUAAACUCUCCGACACCGCCAGCCUGCUGACGCCUUCCCCGUCCAGCCUGCACGGAUCUCCGGCCUCCACGGAGCCAAAAUCGUCGCCGCCUCCCUCUGCGGAGCACAGCCCAUGUUUCAGCAGCUUCGUGUCCGGCGUCAAUUCGUUGCUGGCGGGCAGCGACGGCUCCGGGGCCCCUGGGGGACUGUCCCAGAGCAGGGAGAGCAUGUCGGGACUGGGAUCCUACUCUCCCUCCUUAAUCUCCCCUCUGAACUCUGACAACAGAAUGAACUAUUACACAUCAGCGCAGAGCCUCUCCAACCACUUCAGCGUUAAUAAUCUGCUAUACAGCCGGGAGGGAACAGAGGUUUAGGCGGUUUGCUACUUCUAUGGUAUGGAGCUCACAAAGUGCCAUAUUUGGAUAAAUAAAUAAUUACACCGUUUACAACAUUUGUGUCAAGAAUUAUAACAUACAAACAUAUUAAAUAUGGCAAAUUUAGUGUUUAUGUUUUGACAGAAAUAUCCCCAUGGCUCUCUAUGGCCAUUUUAAUAAUUAAAAUAAAUAUAAAUAAAUUCAUCAAAUUUGCAUUGUACCAAAUAUGCCUUAAUAUUUACUUUACUAACCAAAGAAAAAGGAGGGAGGAGACGAGGAAAUCACAAUUCUUUUAUUUAAUAGCUGUGCAUUGUGGAGUUUAAAAAUUGUCAGAUUUCACAAUAAUAAAUUAUGUAUGAAUUAAAAACAGUUUACACAAAUACAUAAUUUCACUCUUUGCCAAAUGCUACACACUUUUUUUUUUUUUACAUAAAAAUAUUCUGGAAACCAGAGUUUGUGAAACAAAAUUGAGUAACAUGGAGAUCCACAGGUGCCACAUAAAUAAAUAAAUAAAUACCAUGGUCAAAAUAAAGUAAUUCAUUUGUUAUGCCUGUAUUUUAAGAAAUCUGUUGUUUGAACAAGAUAAAUUUUUUUUACUUCAUUUUAUUUGUCAGACUUGCCUAUCAGUCGAUUGGUGAGAUAAUUAUUCUGAAGUAAGACAACUGUGUAGGUAAUAGAUCACAUUGUUAUUUGACAAUCCACAUAAAUGGUUUGUUAGUUUGUGCUACCCUGCA